Messenger RNA from Drosophila miranda, 11494 nucleotides. Its product is annotated as cubilin homolog. The record is from RefSeq and is a predicted model, not a curated record. Gene Ontology annotation, molecular function: calcium ion binding. NCBI's taxonomy places the organism in Eukaryota, Metazoa, Arthropoda, Insecta, Diptera, Drosophilidae. The transcript has 12 exons. The coding region runs from base 149 to 11470 and encodes 3773 amino acids.
GUUCUGGGAGAUAGGCACAGUCGGACAUCGGUAGCCGAGCGGUGCGGAAAACCCUUGUUUUGAAUUUCUUCCGAGUGUUUCCUGGGGAUUGUGUCUGCAUAUUUUUUUGUCCAAGUGAUCGAGUGAGUGAUUGAGAAAGUGUUCUCUGAUGGGAUCUGCAAGAGGCAGACUCCUGCUGUGGCCAUGCCUUAUCCUAUUUGCGGAUGUUUGGCCAGUGGCGGAGGCUUUUGUCAACUCGCCGAAAAUCAUCAGCAAAGAUGGCAAUCUGAUCUUCGAGUCCGGUGCUAAUCGGAACAUCAGCUUCCGUCUGUCAGGCAACUCUCGGCUGACCAUCAACGAGGAGUACGAUGUCCUUGAGCUGCUGCUGGCCAGCGUGGGAUCAAAAAAGCGGCCCGGUAGUGCCAAAGAUGAAUGGAGCUCGACCGAGGAUUUCGUUGAUAUCCGAGAGCUGGCAGAUCAACUAGCGGACUUCCAGAGGCGGGCCUUUGGUUCGAAUGGACUCAAGAGCAUGCUGCAACAGCAAUUGAACAGGACACGCGGAUCACGGGUUCUGCUGAGACGCUAUCAGGUCAGAUUAAGGGCCAUGGAGAACAAGGUGAAUCGGCUGGAGACGCAGCUGGAUCUCAAUAACUGCCAGAGCGGACCCUGCGAGAACGGCGGCAGUUGCUACAGCACCUUCAAUGGCUAUCGCUGCCAGUGCCGGCCGGCCUUCGAGGGUGCCAAGUGCGAGAUUGAUGUGAACGAAUGCGCCCUGUACGAGGGCACCGAUCUGGCCUGCCAGAACGGAGCCCAGUGUGUGAAUCAGUUUGGAUCGUACAGCUGUCUGUGCCUGCCAGGGUGGCAUGGAAUGCACUGCACCCAGCGCAAGGGCGACUGCUCGCAGGCCAGUGCCUGGGAGCUCUGUGGCCAUGGGUCCUGUGUCCCAAGCUCCGAUGAGGCAGGCUACCGUUGCCUCUGCGAGGCGGGCUGGAAGAGUAACGGCCUGACGCCUGUCUGCGGCGAGGAUGUGGACGAGUGCAGCGAUGCGGCUGCCCACACGCCCUGCUCCACGAAGUGCAUCAAUCUGCCGGGGAGCUUCACCUGCGCACCCUGUGCCCCUGGGCUCACGGGAAACGGCAUCAGUUGCCGCGACCUGAACGAGUGCGAGGCCAACAACGGCGGCUGCAGCCUCAGUCCGCGGGUCGACUGCCUCAACACCUACGGCUCCCACCACUGCGGCGAGUGUCCCGUGGGCUGGACGGGCGAUGGGCGAAUCUGCGAGCGGAACAGUCCGAGCAGCAGCAGUCCCGGCAACUCGGAGCUGGCCACCAUCAGCAGCUGCUCGCCGCGGGGCAGGCUCUGCCAUCCGGCGGCCAACUGCUUCGAGAUCUCCGGCACUGUCGUCUGCAGCUGUCCGGCCGGAAUGGUCGGCACUGGCUAUGGCUCCAAUGGCUGUGUCAAUGGCACGGCCAACAACUGCAAAUCUAAUCCCUGUCUGAAUAAUGGCAUCUGUUUGGAUGCUGGAACCUCGAACUUCACGUGCUUGUGCAACAGGGGCUUCCGACCCCCUUUGUGCGAGCCACUGCCAAAUCCCUGUGACGCGCAUCCCUGCAAGAACGGGGGACGCUGCAACCCCACAAUGUCGAGUGGCGACGGAUUCGUGUGUCAGUGUCUGCCGGGCUACCGAGAUCGACUGUGCUCCACGCGGUUCAGCAGCUGCAAUGCGAUGCUGAGCGCGGAGAGCGGUCGGCUGAGGUAUCCGCCGGAGGGAACCGGAUACGAGCACAAUGCCCAGUGUGCGUGGGUGAUCCGUACAAACGAUUCGCUGGUGCUGAACGUGACGUUCAGCAGCUUCGACCUGGAGGACUCGACCGAGUGCCGCUUCGACUGGCUGCAGGUCAACGACGGACGAUCGGCGGCGGCGCAGAUCAUCGGUCGGUACUGCGGCAACCAUUUGCCGCACGGCGGCAACAUCGUCUCAUCGGGCAACCAGCUGUACCUCUGGUUCCGAUCGGAUAACAGCACCUCGCGCGAGGGCUUCGAUCUCUCCUGGGUGUCGAUGGAGCCCCAGUGCGGUGGCCGCCUUGAAUUCGAUACCCACGGCACGUUGGCAUCGCCCGGUUCGCCGGGCAAUUACCCUAGGAAUCGGGACUGCCGCUGGCUCCUGGUGGCCCCCACCAGCAAGCGCAUCAAGCUCACGUUCUUCAGCCUGCAGCUGGAGCAGCACACGAACUGUAACUUUGACUAUUUGGAGAUCAAGGACUCCCUUUCGAAUCGGGAGCUGGCUAAGUUCUGCAGCAGCGGGCAGCCCGCUCCCCUACUGCUGCCCACCCACGAGGCCAUCAUCCAGUUCCACUCGGACGACGACGGCAGCGACACGGGCUUCCAGCUGCAUUACUCAGUCGAGGAGCGGGUGCCCGGCUGUGGCGGAGUCUACACCAGCAAGGAGGGCUCUAUCCGCACCAGCAGUCUGACCAGUGACGUGCCCAUGUCCUGCGAGUAUGAGAUCCGCCUGGCCGUGGGCGAGUCGGUGGGCAUUGAGUUCGUCACCUUCGAAAUGGAUCGCCAGGACUGUCUGGAGUUGUACGAUGUGGCCGUCGAUGGCACCAGCCUUCUGCAGGCCAAGCACUGCGGUGAGACGCCCGGAACUCCGCCCAGCUUCCGGUCUCUGUUUAAUCGGGUUCGCAUCAAGGCGUACGCCACGCGUGGACGCUUCGAGCUGCACUACAGGACCCUCUGCUCCUACACGUUCGACAGCGACUCGGGCACUGUGCUCUCGCCCGGCUACCCCAAUCUGACCACCAGCGACACACUCUGCACCUAUACCAUCACAACGGCACCCAACAAGUUCAUCAUCAUUAAUCGGCAGGACUUCCAGCUGGAGGAUGGUGCAGAGACGAGCGAUGAGGAUGACCAGGAUGAUGCCUGUCUAGGCACUAGCUUAAGGAUCAACGCUGGCAUAAACAGGCAGAUACUGGGACCCUACUGUGGCAAGCGUCUGCCGGACGAGGAGUUUCUGAGCCGGACAAACCACUUGAUCCUCCAGCUCCAGACGGACGGAAACAGUCGGGGACGUGGCUUCAAGUUCGAAUAUCAGACGGUGGCCGCUUCAAGCGAACACUGCGGCGGUGUGUACACCAAAGAGGGCAACAUACGUCUGCCCGUGGAUGAGGGCGGCCAAUAUGCGAACGAUCUCACCUGCUUCUGGGUGAUCCAGGCACCGCCGAGGAAGGUCAUCCGGCUGCACUGGAUCAGCUUUCAGUUGGAGAGCAGCAGCGACUGUUCGUACGAUCGUGUGGAAAUUUUCGACAGCAUGGAUGCCUACAAGGAGGAUGCAAAGCCGCUGGUCCGGUACUGCUCCAUGGCACUGCCGGAGGACUUCGUGACUCAGGCCCGCCUUCUGACCAUCAAGUUCGUGUCGGACUACAGCAGUGGAUACGAUGGCUUCGAGCUGGCCUUCAGCUUCGUGGACAUCGACAAUUGUGGUGGGCACAUACACGCCUCCAGCGGGGAGCUCAUCUCCCCCGGCUAUCCGAUGAACUACUCGGCCGGGCUCGACUGCGACUGGCGGCUGACCGUGCCCAUGGGCCAUCUUGUCGAGGUGCAGCUAGAGAUAUUCGACCUGGAGGUCUCUGCAAACUGCAGCCGGGACUACCUCGAGGUGCGCAAUGGAGGCUAUCUGUCCUCGCCCCUUAUCGGACGAUUCUGCGGCACACAGAUACCUACGCGCGUCCCCAGCUUCAGCAACGAGCUGCGCCUGUUCUUCCACACAGACGCUGCGGUCAGUGGGCACGGAUUUCGUUUGCGGUGGCGCGUCUUCGCCAGCGGCUGCGGCGGUCGCCUCAGCUCCAAUGAGGGAGUGAUUACCUCUCCACGGUACCCCAGCAAUUAUCCGCACAAUGCGUACUGCGAGUGGCAGGUGAGAGUCCAUCCCGGGUCGGGAGUGCAGCUGCUCAUCGAGGACAUGGACCUGGAGAGCACGGAGGCGUGCGUGUACGACAACGUGAAGAUCUCCACCGGCUCUCGGCAUCCGGGCUUCGAGCCCAUGCUGAAGCUCUGUGAGCAGCCGGACGAGAGCCAUCGUGCGGUGAGCCUUGAUGACAACGAGGCGACAGUCACCUUCCACUCGGAUAUCAACAAUGCGAGGCGGGGCUUCCGCAUCUCCUACACGACUAACUGUCGCCGCAACAUCACGGCCAACUACGGCACCAUCGAGAGCCUGAACUUCAUGGAGCCCUUCUGGGAUCAGAUCCCCAUCAAUUGCAGCUGGACGAUCCGAGCGCCGAGCGGAAACCGCAUCCGCCUAGAGGUCUCCCACAUGGAGCGGCACGAGGAGCGCCUGCCCACAGCUCUACCGGGCGGGGUCUACCUCAUCGAUGGUGGCUCCCUGCUGCCCCUGCUGGGACCGGGUGCCCACAAUGUCAGCGGCGACGUUGUGACCAUCGUGCACAAUGCCAGCAACGUGAACUUUCAGCUGGAGUACCGCAUCGAUGGCUGCCAGCAGGAGUUGCGUGGCGAGAGCGGCUCCUUCCAGUCGCCCAACCAUCCGGGCAUGUAUCCGAACAACCUGGAGUGCUAUUGGCUGAUCAAUGCCCAGUUGGGCGAUACCAUCGAGCUGACUGUGUCCAACCUGGACCUCGAAGAGAGCGUCAACUGCACCAAGGAUGCUCUGACGGUGUCCAAUCAUCCGCACGAGGCGUACGUACACGAGCGCCAUUGCGGGGUGACAACUACGCUGGUCCUCACCAGCGCCGGCCACCGGAUGCACGUACGCUUUAUCGCCGAUGGCUCGCACAAUGGUCGCGGCUUCGAGGCCACCUACCGCACAGUCAGAGCGGAAUGCGGUGGAAAGCUGACCGGCCGGAACGGGGUCAUCCAAUCGCCCAACUAUCCAAUGCCGUAUCCGGAGAGUAGCCAUUGCGAAUGGUUGGUGGAGGUGUCACCGCACCAUCGUAUAGUUUUUGAUGUGCAGGACUUGGAGAUUGAAAGCGGAUACGAAUGCUCCUGGGACUACCUCGAGGCCUUCGACACCAACAGCGGGGACGACGAUACCGAGGGCCGGAGAAUUUUCAAGAUCUGUAGCGACGGUAGCGACGGCGACCAGCAGCAGAUUUCCGGCUCGAAUACAGCCCUAGUGCGGUUCGUCAGUGACGACUCUAUCGCGCGGAAGGGAUUCCGCCUGCACUUCCAUGAGUCGUGUGGCCAACAGAUCACAAUCGAUGACACCGACUUCGAAUACCUCAGCCUGGAGCGGCAGGCGGCCCGCAAUGAAACCUGCCUCUGGGUGCUGCAGGCAUCUGAUCCCGGCAAACACAUCAUCUUCACGGCCACUAGCAUCAAGCUGCGAUCGGAGGCUGACACCAUGUAUCCCCAUGAGAGCGACUGCAUGCCCGUGGGCGUAAAGAUCUACGAUGGCCCUGAGGCUACGGGGACGCCGCGUCUCCGGUUCUGUCGCUCCCAUCCGCCGGCGCUUAUAUCGAAUGGCCAGUCGCUCACCAUCAGCCUGCCCCUGCUUCUGGUGGAGGAGUUCGAGGGCCACUUCAUGACCAUGGACACGGCCUGCGGCAGCCUCUACACGGCCAUAUCCGGCCGCUUCACCACCCCGUACUACCCCGGCAGCUAUCCUCCGAACAUCGAGUGCAUAUGGGUGCUGGCGGCCAGCCAGGGGAACUCCCUGAGUCUGACCAUCGAGUCGAUGGACUUGGAGCAAUCGGACGGCUGCAACAGGGACUAUAUGGAGGUGCGCGAGGAGGUCGAGCGCGGCCCCCUCAUCGGGGUAUAUUGUGGCAAUCAGGUGCCCGGAGUCAUUCACUCCCGGGGAUCAAUCUGGAUCAAGUUCAAGAGCGACGACGACAUCGUGGGCGAGGGUUUCAUGGCCUCCUACAACUAUGAGCGACACAACGAGCUAAACGGCACCGAGGGAAUAGUGCAGUCACCUCAAUAUCCGAGCAAAUUCCAGUCCGCCGAUCCGUACAGCUGGCGCAUAAUCGUGGACAAGAACUAUGUGGUCAUGAUCACAGUAGACCAUCUCAGGGACUUGGACCAUCCGCAUCUGCGCUUCUACGACGGCUACUCGGACAUCGGAGCACAGCUCGAAACAGUGAGCGACGCACCCAUUAUAUCCAGCACCAAUGUGGUGUACUUCACGGCCAGUCGGGGUCCCUUCAAGCUGAACUGGCAGCGCCUGUCCAAGGAGUCGCUGCGGUCGAACCGCACGGCCGAGGAGCAGACGCGCCACUGCGGCCAGCAGUUGCUCCGCCUAAACCAGACAAUGUUCACUUUGAAUUCGCCCGGCUACCCCGGCGGCUAUGAGGCUGGACUACAGUGCGCAUGGAGCCUGGUGCCGGUCAAUCCUGCCAUGCACGCCGUGUUCCAGCUGGCCAAGCUCGAUCUUGAGGUCUUUGGCAAUGGUGAGUGCAUAGCCGACUAUCUGAAGAUCUCGCAGAGUGCUGACAUGCAGACCUGGACGGAGCAGGCAAAGCUCUGCGCCGAACCGAACAACACCUCUCCGCGCAUCUUUCACGGAUCUCCCUACCUCAAGGUAGAGUUCAUCACGGAUGCGAGCAUUAAUAUGACGGGCUUCAACGGUGUGGUGCGCACCGAAUGCGGCUCAGAGUUUUCCUCUCCCAGGGGCCUGGUUAACAUCACGGAGACUGUGCUUUCCAGCCCCCUCAGGCCCCAAGAGUGCGUGUGGAAGUUGCGCGUUCGCCAGGGACGUCGCAUCCGUAUCGACUUUCCGGACUUCCAGCUGGACAGCCCGAAUGGCGGGUCCGGAGCUCCGUCUCCCUUCGGCGGAGGUCAGCAGCAGUGCGGCACCUUUUUGAUGGUGCGGAACGGCUAUGCCGCGGACUCCCCCUUCCUGGGCAGGGGCAAGUACUGCGACAGUGGCAUUACGGAUGUCCUGGAGACGACCUCCAACCGGGCGUACAUCAAGUUCCGCUACCAGGGAUAUCCUCGCUUCCGGGUCACCUUCCGCUUCGAGGAGCUGGGCCACGCCUGCUCUGGCAGAAUCGUACUGGGUCCUGCCGCAGGCGAGCAGCAGGUCAUCACCUCCCCCAACUACCCCAACCUCCCCAAUCCGCACUCGGAGUGCGUGUGGGUGAUCACUGCCCCGUCGCAGCACAGAAUCGCCGUGCAGUUCUUCGGCAAUUUCGAUCUGACUGCGGCGACGGGCGCAUCCAAAGAUGUCACCGAAUGCGACCGCGAGUUCAUCCAGAUGAACGACGGCAGCACGGAGCUGAGGCCCGAGCUGGGACGCUUCUGCGGCAAUCGCAAGCCGAACACGGUAUACUCGUCGGGCAGCCAGCUCCGGAUACGCUACUACACAGAGGUGCCUGAGCCGCUGCACGGCUUCCAGGCCCGCCUCAGCAUCGCCCGCUGCGGCGGCACCUACUACAGUCCGGAGGGGGAGUUCAGUUCGCCGACUCCGGACCAGUUGCAACUGCACUCUGAUCAGGGCAUGGCCCUGGAGGAGUGCGUGUACACCAUCGAAGUGGACAAGGGCAACACCAUCAACCUCGAGAGCGAUAGGCUGCACUUGCCCCAGCCGGAGGGGGCCAACUGCUCCCAGCACACACACGUGCGGCUGGAGGAGAUCGAGGCAUACGGCCUGGAGGGGGAGGAGCGUGUUAUCGAUACCCUGCUUCUGUGCGGCACGAACGACAGGCGACUCCUGGUGGAGACCAACAAGGUUGUGGUGCGGCUGCGGCUGGUCGAUGGUAACCUGCAGGAGAACCAGGGAUUCCGCUUCCGCUAUAAGGCGCUCGGGUCCCGAUGCGGCGAAAAAAUCGUGGCCAUGCAGGGAGUGCUUCAGACACCAGGCUAUCCGGACGGCGUGACCCAUCCGAUGCACUGUGUGUGGCGUCUGGAGGUGCCCAAGGGACGACGUGUCCGCGUUGAGAUUCUCGACUUCAAUACCGGCGGAGAGACAACGACUCGAGGGUCGCCCGCCUUCCGUGGCCGCCUCACCUUCGCCAAUGACCACAAAAUACAAUCCAUCCUCGGACGGUACACCAGCGACCCACCAUCCGAGAUAAUCUCCUCGGACAACACGAUGGGUAUCGAUGCCUUCCUGCUGCCUUUUGGCCGACAUCGCGGCUUCAAGCUACGCUUCAGCGCCCACGGAAUAAGUGAGUGCCGGCUCCUGAACCCCGUCGAGGGCGGGCCCAGAGGAUCCCUGAAUUUUGAGCGGUCGAAUCUGACCAGCAUGGUGCACUGCAGCUACAACCUCAGUCCGCCGCCCAACAGCACGAUCCUCAUCCAGGUGCUGUACUACAAUAGUAGCUCCGUGAUCAUGAGGAACCAGCACAUCUGCGCCCUCCUCUCGCCCCUCAAGCUCUCGCGCCUGGAGCAGUCUGAGCCGCUCCUCUCACACUUCCUCUGCGGAUUCGAUAGCAUUGGCCCCGGAGACACUCCGCCCACCGUGCGAGUGCCCUUCCCCAUUCAGCUGACCGUUUCGGCCAGCAUCCGCAACGAGCUCAGGCAUCUGGCUCUUGGCUAUAGCAUGCAGUCCUGCGGCGGCAUUUGGCCGCUGGAGCCGGGUGACAAUCUGACCAUCCGCCAGCCGACUGGCAUGAGCGGUGUGGCGGGAGCCAUCGACUGUGCCUGGGCCAUCGGUCCCGACAUGGAUGCGAACGGAGAGGACGGACCAUCUCCGCAGGAUAUCCAGCUGGAGGUGUCCCUCACAGUGAACCUGCCGAAUGGAGGUGGAUCUGUAGGUGAGGGCGGCUGCCAUCAGCAGUUUCUCAAGGUGUACAACGGUCCCGACCAGAACUCACCCACUCUGGGCACCUACUGCGACCAGGCCUCGGCCGUCAAUCUGGUGGUGGAGCGCGGUCUCUUCCUGGAGUACCAUGCCGACCGGUACGAGGCCAACUCCACCUUCAAUGUGUCGAUAAAGUACGGUUCGGGGUGCGGGGGCAAGCUCAGCUAUCCGUAUCGCCACAUUGACUUCAGCGAGCAGUACAAGAACAACGUAGAGUGCGUGUGGGAGGUGGAAUCGGAGCCGGGCUACCACAUUGGACUAUCGUUCCUCUCCCGCUUCUACAUCGAGGACAGUAGUGGCUGCACCAAGGACUAUCUCCUGGUCCAACAGCGCAACGAGUCCGGCGGCAACUGGACCGACCUGCAGAGGAUUUGUGGUCGGGCCCCGCCGCAACAGAUCAACACCACAGCCCCCUUCAUGCGUCUCAUAUUCCGCUCCGAUGCCGAUGUGGUGGGCGACGGAUUUGUGGCAAAGUUCGAGCGGAACUGCGGCGGUACUCUCUACGCCACUGCCGACGAGCAGGAGCUGACCAGCCCCGGCUACCCGGGCUAUGAUAAGAACCUCAUGUGCAGCUGGACAUUCGUGCCACAGGAUCCGCAUGCAGCCGGCGUACUGGUCAGCUUCCUGCAGUUCGACUUGGAGCAGGCGCCCAUAAAUGUCUGCCCCUUCGACAACGUCACGGUGGUCACGAGGGAUGGCAACGACCACGUGCAGCAGGCCACCAUCUGCGGGGUGAAGCACAACCACGAGUACCGGGCCAAGCAGUCCAUCGAUCUGACCCUACGCACGGACAGCAGCUACAACGGGCGCGGCUUCCGGCUCGUAUACAGCACUCGGCUGUGUGGUGGCGUGGUCAGCGAGACGGGCGUGGUGGCGUCGCCGCGGCAGCACACGGACAACAUGCUGCCGCCCAGCAGCGACUGCUACUGGAAUCUGACAGCGCCAGAGGGCCACAAGUUCACCAUCAAGUUUGAGCUCCUCGACUUUGAGGGACACUCGAACUGCGCCUACGACGGGGUGGAGGUCUUUGCCGGGGCGGUGCCGAACGAGAGGUUGCGGGCCGGACGCUUCUGUGGGCGUAUCACCGAGGAUCUGCCCACCAUCAGCAUCGGUAGCGAUCGCGCUCUGAUCCACAGCUUCUCCGAUGAGCGGGAUCCCUCGCGAGGAUUCCGGGCCCUGGUGCGUGUGCUGCGCAACUGCGAUGAGCACAUCCAAAUUAACAACUCCGCCAGGUAUGUGUUCAGCAAGUUCUACAGCCAGGAGGGCUACGACCCCAACCUGGACUGCAACAUCGUGUUCAGUGCACCGGCCGAUCAGCAGCUGAGCAUCGAGUUCCGCAGCUUCCAUGUGGAGCAGUCCGAAGACUGCCAUAAGGACUUUGUUGAGCUGCGCGACGGGGCCGGACCCUUUUCGGAGCUCAUUGGCAGGUUCUGCGGCUAUAAUCAGCCGCCAACUCUGACCACCUCCCGGCACACACUCUUCUUGCGCUUCUUCACGAACUCGGACAUUAAUGACUCCGGCUUCGAGCUGACCGUUAGCAACAUUCCGAGGCUUUGCGGCAGUCCGGAGAUUAAGCUGGAAUCCACUGGCCUCAAGCAGGUCACCCUAGGCUCUCCCUCCACGAAGGCCGAAGGCAAUUACGACAACGGUGUCGCCUGCUUCUGGAAGAUCACCGGGGAUGCGGCCCUCAAUCUUCAGUUCGUUAGCUUCGAUUUGGAAGGACCCGAUGCCAGUGGUAAUUGUACGGCUGACUAUCUGAAAAUCUACAACAAUGAGGAUGCCCUGAUGGUGGAGCGGGGCUUUGGCAGUGAGCUUAUUUUCAACGGCCACACGUCCGGUCUGAACAUGCUCAAUUAUGCCACGGAGCAUGUGUAUUGCGGCGCCGGAAAGCCGGACACAUACUACGCGAAUGCCCACGAAGUGUACAUGAAGUUCCGCACGAACGGUGCGGUGACUAGGCCCGGCUUCCGGAUUCGGGUGUCCCUGGACUCGGACUGUCAGCGCCACUAUAGUGGGCUUCAGGGACGAGUGCGGUUGUCGGAGACCUCGGACUGCGAUGUUUACAUCCGGGCGCCUGCCAAUUACACGCUCAGCCUGUACCAGGCGGAGCUGGUGUUCGGAUCAUUUGAUUGCGAUCAGGAGAACAUGCAGGUGUUCGACAGGAACAACCAGUCGCUGCAGCGCGUCUGCUCCUACGUGGAUGCGGGCAAGAGCCUCUUUAGUCAGACGAACGAGCUGCGGCUGCACAUUAAGACCGGCUCCUAUCUGAGCACGCUGGACCUGACCUUCCUGGCCAGCCCCGUGGAGGCGGGCCCCGGGUGCGGCGGCCAACUCUACAACACCGAGGGCAUCUUCACCAAUCCCUUCUAUCCGGACAAUGUACGCAACAACUCCGAUUGCCGCUGGACGAUCCGGGUGCCCAGCAACAACCGCGUGCUCCUGUUCUUCGAGACCUUCAAUCUGGGCUCGAGAAGCACCUGCCACACAGACUUUCUGCAGCUCCUGGAGACGGACGUGGUCACUGGCGAGGAGCGAGAGAUGCGACGGUUCUGCGGCGAUGACGCCCCGCGUGUCUACAAGAGCCAGAGCAGCCAGCUGGUCGUCCGCUUCCAUAAGACUGUAAACUACGACGGUGUCGGUUGGGUCAUUAAGUUCUCCAGCGUCUACUCCAACUACCAGAUACCCGCAUAUAUGCUUGGAGCAUUCGAUGCGGCAGCCUUAGCAUAAUUCUAUCGUAUUAUUUUUAUUUUA